This is a messenger RNA of Epithele typhae, 1086 nucleotides long. RefSeq lists its product as uncharacterized. Gene Ontology annotation, cellular component: mRNA cleavage and polyadenylation specificity factor complex. The record is from RefSeq and is a predicted model, not a curated record. Gene Ontology annotation, molecular function: mRNA binding. Bases 1 to 1086 code for a protein of 361 amino acids. Gene Ontology annotation, biological process: mRNA alternative polyadenylation. The transcript is spliced from 7 exons. NCBI's taxonomy places the organism in Eukaryota, Fungi, Basidiomycota, Agaricomycetes, Polyporales, Epitheliaceae.
AUGCCUCCUGCCGAUGACGACUUCGACAUCUAUGGUGAAGACGAUGGCUUUGGUUCCGUUAAGGUCGAGGCGAAUGACGACGACUACAACCCUGCUCAGGACGAAAACAUUUCUACGCUGGCCCCUGGGCAUUCGCCGGUAGUGGGCGAAAAACGUCUUCGAGAAGACGAUGAAUCCGAGCAGCCCCAGCCACAAGAAGCUGCGCAGAACGGGGACGGCGCGCAAGACGUCAAGUCCGAAUCUCCUGUCCCCCAACCGUCGAAUGGCGGCAACGCAGUCGCGAACGGCGCGCCCCCGAGUGGAACGGGUGCGGAGGGGAUGGGCGGCGCAGGCCAGAACGAUGCGCUCUAUAUCGGCGAACUGCAGUGGUGGACCACUGAUGAGGAUCUGCGGCAAGCCGCGCUCAACCUUGGCGUUAUAAUUGACCACAAGGACAUCACGUUCUCGGAGCACAAGGUCAACGGAAAGAGCAAGGGAAUUGCGUAUAUCGAAUGUCAUAGCGCCGAAAACGCAACGCUACUAAAGAAUUGGUUCGACAAUAACGACUUCCAGAACCGUCGGCCCACUGCCAACUUCACCAACUCUGCGAAUGGCAAUCCGUUCCGGACACUGCCCAAAGAACCUCCCCCGCGCGAUCGCGCACAUCAAAACAGCACACCCAACAACGUCGGCCGCGGCGGCGGUAACAUGCGUGGCGGCAUGAACAACAUGGCUAACAUGCGCGGAGGCAUGAUAGGAGGGGCCAUGCGAGGCGGGAUGCCCAACAUGAUGAACAACAUGAUGGGCGGCUUCCCGAUGAACAACUUCGCGAACAACGUGGGAGGCAACUUCAACGGCGGGGGUGGGCGUGGCGGCGGCAUGAUCCCCCAAGGCCCGCGCAUGAUGCAGAACGGCGGUGGGGGCUUCACGCGCGGCGGCGGCAUGAUGAGCGGAAUGGGAAAUAUGGGCAUGAUGCAAAUGGGCCGCGGCGGCUUCAACGGAGUGCAAGGCCACUUCAACCCGGCGUUCAUGCAAGGCGGCGGCGCUGGCGGCGGCCAGUUCCAAGACGGCCCCAGAAAACGGUUCAAGAUGGAGGGCAGCGGCUGA